Molecule: messenger RNA, 3282 nt
Organism: Frieseomelitta varia
Lineage: Eukaryota; Metazoa; Arthropoda; Insecta; Hymenoptera; Apidae
Product: 116 kDa U5 small nuclear ribonucleoprotein component
Exons: 8
Coding region: 263-3205 (980 amino acids)
Biological process (GO): mRNA splicing, via spliceosome
Cellular component (GO): U2-type catalytic step 2 spliceosome; cytosol; U4/U6 x U5 tri-snRNP complex
Molecular function (GO): translation elongation factor activity; U5 snRNA binding; GTPase activity
Source: RefSeq, a predicted model, not a curated record
UUUAUAUGAAUAUAUUUAUACGUAUAAAACACGAAUGGUACAUAUGUAAUUUAUAUAAAAUAGUUAGCAAACUUUUGCAUUUUUACCAUUAAUCUAACAAUUAAAGAUUUUUGAAAAACUCACAUUCACUUUAUUUCAUAACGUUAUGUACAUGACAGGGGGUUAUCUAGUAUAACUAGUAUAACUAGUUAUAACGUUAAGCAUUUUCGCACUCCUAGUCAGAUAAUAUUAAUUUUGUUAUUUAAGUUAAGAAAAAAUUACUAUGGACGCAGAUCUGUACGAUGAAUUUGGCAAUUAUAUUGGCCCUGAUUUGGCUUCUGAUAGUGAGGAUGAAAAUGAAUAUGGUAAUGCUGGAGAUGAUGCAGAAGACAGAGAACGCUCUGAUGAAGAAAUGGAAGAAGAUAAGGAUGAAGUUAGGGAACAAUCAGAGCAGGGAAAUUCUAUGGCAGUUGUAUUGCACGAAGACAAAAGAUACUAUCCAAGCGCUUUAGAAGUUUAUGGACCAGAGGUGGAGACAUUAGUGCAGGAAGAAGAUGCACAGCCGUUAGAUAAACCAUUGAUAGCACCAACCAGAAAACCAAAGUUUCAAAUAAAACAACAGCAACUACCGGAAACAACGUAUAGCAUAGAAUUUUUAGCGGACAUGAUGGAUGCACCUCAUCUAAUACGCAACGUUGUUCUACUUGGUCAUCUACAUCAUGGCAAAACUACUUUAGUCGACUGUUUAGUGAGACAAACCCAUCCUUACUUACACAGCGUGACAGACGAAAAACCUUUAAGGUAUACUGAUACAUUAUUCACGGAACAACAGCGAGGAGUAUCGACAAAAGCGACACCGGUGACUUUGUUGCUACAAGACGUGAAAUCAAAAUCCUAUCUUUUAAAUAUAUUUGACACUCCCGGUCAUGUAAAUUUUUCUGACGAGGCGACAGCAGCGAUACGUUUGUCCGAUGGAGCAAUACUGAUCGUCGACGCCGCUGAAGGCGUUAUGUUGAAUACAGAGCGUUUAUUGAAACACGCGCUUCAAGAAAAACUCGCGUUAACAGUUUGUAUAAAUAAGAUAGACCGACUGAUCUUAGAAUUAAAAUUGCCCCCUUUGGACGCGUACUAUAAAUUAAGACACAUCAUCGAAGAAAUUAACGGGCUGAUAGCGUUAUAUUCAGACUCGGAAAAUCCAUCAUUCGUGUCACCCGCGAUCGGAAACGUGUGCUUCGCAAGCUCGGAGUACAACGUUUGUUUUACCCUGAAAUCCUUCGCGGCACUCUACGCCAAGACCCAUCUCUCCCUGAACGCCAAUGAAUUCGCGAAACGACUAUGGGGAGACAUAUACUUUAACUCGAAAACGCGGAAAUUCACGAAAAAACCACCGCACAAUACCGCACAGCGCAGCUUCAUCGAGUUCAUUCUCGAACCGUUGUACAAGAUUUUCGCGCAGGUCGUCGGCGAUGUCGACACAACUUUGCCCGACGUGUUGGACGAAUUGGGCAUAAGACUGACAUCAGAGGAAAUGAAAAUGAACAUUAGACCUCUGUUGAGGUUGGUAUGCACGCGUUUCUUGGGUGAUAUGUGCGGAUUAGUCGACAUGUGCGUAGCCCACGUUCCCAGUCCUCAAUCUCACGCACCGGUCAAGGUCCAGCACGUGUACACAGGCUCUAUGGAUUCGUCUCUCGCGCAGGAUAUGAUCAAUUGCGAUCCUGACGGCAGGCUAAUGAUUCACAGUACAAAAAUGUAUCCAACUGAGGACUGUACGUUGUUCGUGGUCCUCGGGAGGGUAAUGUCGGGUACACUCGAGGCAGGACAACGCGUCCGCGUAUUAGGCGAAGCAUACUCGCGUACCGACGAAGAAGAUUCUCGUGUCUUAACCGUGGGAAGACUGUGGAUUAGCGAGGCACGCUACUCGAUCGAGCUGAAUAGAGUUCCCGCCGGCAACUGGGUUCUUAUCGAGGGUAUCGACAGACCGAUCGUGAAAACGAGCACGAUCACCGAUCUCAAUAACUCGGAUGACCUACACAUCUUUCGGCCGUUGAAGUUCAAUACGCAGAGCGUGAUCAAAAUCGCGGUCGAACCUGUCAAUCCGUCGGAAUUGCCAAAAAUGUUGGACGGUUUGAGAAAAGUGAAUAAGAGCUAUCCGUUGCUGGGCACCAGAGUCGAAGAAAGUGGCGAACACGUGGUCUUAGGGACCGGCGAAUUGUAUUUGGACUGUGCGAUGCACGACCUGCGCCGUAUGUACUCGGAGAUCGAUAUAAAAGUGGCAGACCCGGUCGUUGCAUUCGCGGAGACGGUGGUAGAAACGAGUUCUCUCAAGUGUUUCGCCGAGACGCCGAAUAAACGAAACAAGUUGACGAUGAUCGCCGAGCCACUUGAAAGAGGCCUCGCAGAGGACAUCGAGGCUGAACACGUCAAGAUCACGUGGAACAAAAAACGAUUAGGCGAAUUCUUUCAAACGAAAUACGACUGGGACUUACUGGCAGCGCGAAGCAUUUGGGCAUUUGGCCCAGACGCUACGGGCCCUAAUAUUCUAGUCGACGAUACUUUACCGUCGGAAGUGGACAAAACGCUAUUGAACAGCGCCCGUGACGCCAUUAUUCAAGGUUUUCAAUGGGGUACGCGAGAAGGUCCUCUCUGCGAAGAACCAAUUCGCAACGUUAAGUUCAAAAUUCUGGAUGCCGUAAUUGCUCAAGAACCUCUUCAUCGAGGAGGUGGUCAAAUAAUUCCGACGGCCAGAAGGGUAGCCUACUCGGCCUUCCUUAUGGCAACGCCCAGAUUGAUGGAACCCUACUUGUUCGUCGAAGUUCAAGCGCCUGCGGAUUGCGUGUCGGCCGUUUAUACCGUGCUGGCGAAAAGAAGGGGCCAUGUGACUCAAGACGCUCCCGUUCCCGGAAGUCCCUUAUACACCAUCAAAGCAUUCAUUCCAGCAAUCGAUAGUUUCGGCUUCGAGACUGACUUGCGAACGCACACGCAAGGCCAAGCAUUCUGUCUCUCCGUGUUCCAUCACUGGCAAAUCGUCCCCGGCGAUCCAUUGGACAAAAGUAUCACGAUUCGACCUUUGGAACCGCAACCAGCUACGCACUUGGCUAGAGAAUUUAUGCUGAAGACAAGGAGACGAAAGGGACUUUCUGAAGACGUGUCUAUCAACAAGUUCUUCGACGAUCCUAUGUUGCUCGAAUUAGCCAGACAAGAUGUUCUACUGAAUUAUCCAUUAUAAAACAUGUUAUAGUCGUAGCAAUUUCUCAUGUAUAAUUUUACGAAGAUUUAUCAUUAAAGAACUAAUUUUAUAUGAAA